CAUGUCCUAAAAGCGCGCUUCCUCCAGGUGCUGAAGCAAGAGGCCGUUCGAGCCAAGAGGCCGUUCGAGCCAAGGAGCUCGAUCAACGCCUCCUUGUUCUCGCAUUCGGCCAUGGACACGAAGAGACCAAGCGUAUCUGGAUUGGCGACGAGCUCCUUUCCAUGGAAGAGUUCCAGCAAGCUGUCGGCGCUGACGUGAAGACGAUCCUGUUCCGCACAGCGUGUCACUCCGGUGGCUGGGUCGUGCGGCAGAAUCUCAACAGGACGGUCCUUGCCGUAGCAGGACCGCAACGGCUCAGCCCGUCCUGGAAUGCUAGCGAGUCCAUCACCCGCCGCUGUGGUAGCAUGUGCGCUUCCGCUUUUUCCAGAGCUCGGGAAGUCGAGGUCGGCGCCUCAGCCCCGUCUCCGUGGACCGGUCCAACAUGUCUGAAGCUCGCUAAAGACGUUUACGAAGCGUUGCUCACGACGGACAGAAUGGCGAAGAAACACGACAUGCGCCUCGCCGCGCAGGGUGACAACUGGGUUGCCGCGUGGCCAGCCGUGAGCGCAUUUUCCACGGUCGACUUCCAGGCUCGCUACCACAAGCUGGAUGUCUAUGCGUCCACGGCAUUAGCUCCUUGGACCGCGACCCUCUCAGUCCCAACGGCUCAGACUCGGACGAUUCGGACGUCAGUUCGGCACGCAUGCAGCAGCAGUCUCGUCUGAAGAAGCAACCGCACUUCAACAUCCGAACAUCUGCACUUCAACAUCCGCGCUCUGGUCAACGAUCAUCCAGGCACGAGCCACGCG
Messenger RNA from Didymella exigua CBS 183.55, 788 nucleotides. RefSeq lists its product as uncharacterized. The record is from RefSeq and is a predicted model, not a curated record. Bases 162 to 704 code for a protein of 180 amino acids. The transcript has 2 exons. Lineage: Eukaryota; Fungi; Ascomycota; Dothideomycetes; Pleosporales; Didymellaceae.